Fraxinus pennsylvanica is the source of this 1752-nucleotide messenger RNA. Lineage: Eukaryota; Viridiplantae; Streptophyta; Magnoliopsida; Lamiales; Oleaceae. The record is from the annotation of a GenBank genome assembly.
AUGGAGAAUGCCGUGGAAACCCGCAACCUGUCUCGCAAAGUCAUAUCAAUUGCAGCUGGAGAAGCGCAUACUCUCGCUCUUACUGGUGAUGGGAGAGUGUAUUCUUGGGGGAGAGGAACCUUUGGCCGGCUCGGCACUGGUUCAGAAGCCGAUCAGCUUUUCCCGACCAGGGUAAAAUUUUUUGGUUCUGAUGAUGAAAAAGAAGAGAAGCUCAAGAUUGUUGGAAUUGCUGCUGGAGCUUAUCACAGUCUAGCCAUUGCAGAUGACGGAUCUGUUUGGGGCUGGGGUUAUAAUAUACAAGUAUUCCUUGAUCCUUACACGGAUGGCCAAAUUGGUGUUAAUGGAGAAAAUUCUUUGGUGCCGUGUACAUUAGAGGGUUUCCUUGAAUUGGGGUCUCCUGAUACCUCAAUGCAAGGUAAAGAAUUGAAGAGCGGGAAGGCGGUGAAGAUUUCUUCUGUCAAAGCUGGAGGAAUGAUGUCACUGGCAAUCGACAAUCUCAGGGGUUUAUGGAUGUGGGGCAAUUGUCCAAAUUAUGAGCAAAGCAAGUCCUCAGAAGAGAAAUUUUCUCUUGUUAGCAGUUCUUCUCCAAUCCCAAUUUGGAAUUUUCAUGGUCACACUGUUGUUAAGGUGGCAUGUGGAAACGAGCAUGUCGUGGCAUUAGUGAGCGCUGAAGAAACUUACAAAGGUGGUGAUCUUAUAUGCUACUCGUGGGGUGGCAACAACUAUGGCCAGUUAGGUUUGGGAGACAAUGAAAGCCGAUUACAACCCGAAGUCAUAGAAACGUUUAACUCACAGUCUCCUUGGGAGGUAUACGAGAUAGCAUGUGGUGCUUCCCACACGGCAAUACUUGCUAAGAAAAAGAGACCGAGUGACACUUUAGAAAGUUUCUGUUGGACGUUUGGCUUAGGGGAUAGAGGGCAGCUUGGCCAUGGAACUACCAAAAAUUUUUCGUCUCCAGAACCUGUAAAAGGACUGCCACAGAGCAUAUUCCUAAUAUCAGUCGACUGUGGCUUAUUUCACACAAGCGUUGUCUCAUCAGCUGGAGAAGUGUGGUCUUGGGGGAUGGAGAAGGGCCUCGGUCUAUGCCCCGAUGCUACUUUUACUAGGGAUGGUGCCGGGGAUGCUAUUUCUCCUUUACUGUUUCCUUGUACCGACACCCACGAUUCAAAAUUUCCUUCAACUUUGGAAGUUGCAUGUGGUGCAGCUCACACUGUUCUUGUAGCAGAUGGUGGACUUAAACUAUGGUCUUGGGGCAGGGGACGUAGUGGGGUCCUCGGAAACGGUAAGACAGUCGAUUGUUAUGCACCAACUCUAGUAUCGUGGCCACCGCUCUCGGAUGAUUUCAGGGACGAUGAAUCAGAAGGGGUCCAGAAAAAGAAGACUGAAGAAGACAAUCCCAAAGAAAUGGAUAAAAGAUUAUCUAUGGCAAUGGAGGAGAUGAAGCUCCUUGAGUCGAAACUUUCCAUAACAGAAAAAUACGCUAGUAUACUGCAUGGUUCGAUCUACGGUAGGCCUUUCCAAGAACAUGAUAUUCCGUCCUCACUCAAGAACUCGGGUUCAUUUGACAUUGCAAAAGAAUGGGAGAAUAUGUUGGAGUCAUCAGAUAGUAGAAAACUGGUUCGUCUGGAGAUGUUUCAUCGAAACAUGCUUCGUGCUGUAAAAGACAAGCUGAUGAAGAGAAGGAUUGAGGAAAUGAUUCGAGAGAGCCUCAACCAAGUGCUACCGGAACUACUCAAUAAACGUUCAGAAUAA